AGGCCCGCGCACGUCCGAGGCCCGCGCACGUCCAGGGCCCGCGCUUCUUGGAGGUCCACAGCCGCGCUCCUCCGCGCCGCCGCCGCCAUGGCGGAAGUUCACAGACGUCAGCAUGCUCGGGUUAAAGGAGAAGCCCCCACGAAAUCCUCCACACACAGAGAUGAGGCGGAGCUGGGGAUGGCGCCGGCCGAAACGCUGACGGUGUUCCUGAAGCUGCUGGCCGCCGGCUUCUACGGCGUGAGCUCUUUCCUCAUCGUGGUGGUCAACAAGAGCGUGCUCACCAACUACAGAUUUCCAUCCUCGCUGUGUGUUGGCCUUGGCCAGAUGGUGGCCACAGUAGCAGUUCUCUGGGUGGGAAAGGCCCUCAGAGUAGUCAAGUUUCCUGACUUUGACAGAAAUGUACCUCGAAAGACGUUUCCACUACCUCUACUAUAUUUUGGAAACCAAAUCACGGGACUGUUCAGCACAAAGAAACUGAACUUGCCAAUGUUUACAGUUCUGAGAAGGUUCUCCAUUCUGUUUACAAUGUUUGCUGAAGGAGUUCUGCUCAAGAAGACUUUUUCUUGGGGAAUCAAGAUGACUGUAUUUGCAAUGAUAAUUGGAGCCUUUGUAGCUGCCAGCUCUGACUUGGCAUUUGAUCUGGAAGGAUAUGUUUUCAUUCUGAUCAAUGAUGUCCUGACAGCAGCAAAUGGUGCAUAUGUGAAGCAAAAGUUAGACUCAAAAGAGCUGGGAAAAUAUGGUCUGCUUUAUUACAAUGCACUGUUCAUGAUUCUUCCCACUCUGGCCAUUGCAUAUUUCACAGGAGAUGCACAGAAGGCGAUGGAGUUUGAGGGCUGGGCGGACACCCUAUUUCUUCUGCAGUUCACCCUCUCCUGUGUGAUGGGGUUUAUCUUGAUGUAUGCCACGGUGCUCUGCACGCAGUAUAAUUCUGCGCUCACAACGACAAUAGUUGGCUGCAUUAAGAAUAUAUUAAUAACUUAUAUUGGAAUGGUCUUCGGUGGAGAUUAUAUUUUCACAUGGACAAAUUUCAUUGGCUUAAACAUCAGCAUUGCUGGAAGCCUGGUAUAUUCUUACAUCACUUUCACUGAAGAGCACCUGAGCAAACAGUCAGAGGCCAGUAACAAGCUAGACACUAAGGGGAAAGGCGCAGUGUGACCUGAGGAGGACUCCAGCCCCGAGUGACCCACAGACACCGAGGUCAAGACGUCUGAUCGUGGGGAAUGCAGCCUCUUUGCACUUCUACGACGCUACGAUUGAUUGCUGCCUUUGAAAUUUCUAUCAGAGAAGCUUAUAAUUAAGUCUAUGUUAAAUACGUUGUUUGAAUUAACUUAUAUCAGAUGGGAAAAUGAUCUGGGUUUUUAAUUUAUUUUUCUUCUCUUCUGACGGUGAAACAUCAGUGUUUUGAAAUAUUUGAUUCUGGAGUUUGCUGUCUAGGUGACCUGGGAGCUGCGUAUGUAAUGUGCUGCACAUAUAAUAUGCUACACGUGGCAGUGUCUGAACAUAUAUAAUGUGCUACACGUGGCAGUGUCUGAAUGCUGGCAGUUUCUGGAGACCGUUUAGACACAGCUGGAAUCUCAGUUCUUGAAUUUUUUAUGAUUGCAUUAUUUUCAAAAUAUCAUCACUACAUUUGUCACAGAGAACAACUUUGGCACUAAAAAAUACAUGAGGUUCUGGAGUAUAUUGUUUUCCUGAGAUUCUGUGAUGAGCAGAGUGCAGUUCUUGGAAAUGUCUUGUUCCUGUUUUGUUUAGGAGACAAGGAAGCCAUGAGGAAUUUGGCCAAGCAUCCAUUUGUUCAUUCAAGUAAAAGGUAUUGAGUACAUUGUGCUGAGGGCGCUAAGGGAGGCAGAGGUGUUAGGAGUGGUGAUUGGACGAGUUCACAUCUGUCCUCUGUUCAUCUGGAAGAUGCUGGGACUGUGUGGGAUAUUUCGACUGUUAGAAACCAUAGUGUGUGAGAUUAGAAGGACCUGUUUUGCCUGCCUCAUAGCCGUGACUGGAUCCCAUGAUGAGAGACUGAAGAGCUGUAUUCUAUAAGCCAGUCCAGCAGCAGUUCAGCUUGACCUUCUCUGAGAGGGGCAGAUAGCCAAGGUGGACACCAGCUGCCUCCCCAUACCCUCAUCCUUCCGGCUCAGCUGCUUCCUUUUCUACUCCUCAGCUCAGCAGGAUAAGGGCCGUGUCGCUGAACUGGCUGACGUGAGGGAAAAGUGACAUGGGCGUCUUUGUAUUGUCAGGGCUUGCUCUUUCUGUGGUGGCAAUAGGGUCCUCCCUCCUUCCGUGGUGCAAGCAUGGCUCCCUCCUGUGGGCAUACCCAUCUGUAUCCUCAGCACGUGGUGUGCCUAGUGAGUUUGCCAGGUUCUCAGGACCAGUUCUGCAUCCUGGCAGAGCAGCUGUGAGCAGACAUUGGUUGCCUGAACCACUCCAUGGAGGAGUCUUGGCCAGAGGUGGUUGGCUUAGCUGAGAGACGUCACUGACUGUGCGGGUAGUGUUUUACUCAGGCCAGUGAGCAGUUUGCUGGGGGUGGGGUACACACCUGAUUCUGCCUCCUUGGGUGGGAAACUUACUAGGUGCUGUAGGCCUAAACAGUUUGUAUUUUGGUGUCUCAAUGAGUACAAGAAGAAUCAGUUUUAUGUCUAUUUGAAUUUUAUCUGUAAGGUCCACCUUGCAUACAAGGUUUUUUAAAAAGCACACUUGCAUGUUUUCUAUAAUCUUGUAUCUGGAAUCUGUGGAAGGUUUCUGUCAGUAAAGCUGAGGCAGGGUCUCCACAGAGAGAGAGUAGUAAUAUCUCUCAUUUGGUUGGUUUGCAGGAGCACCUAGGCCAUGGGGCCUGGGUGCCUUUGCUUCCCCUCUUAAGAGCUCUUUGGUGACUGACGACUUAAUGAUCAGCACCAUGCUAAGAUUUGGAAACGAAUGAAUGACUCAUGGUCCUUACACUAAAGGAGUGUUCAUAUCGCUCUCUAGCCGAGACAAGCCACGCAGCUCUAAGAGAUCUGAGUAACCCAAGUCCUCCCUCACACUUGGUUUCUCCCACAAAUAUGCUAUAAUUGGUUUUUCCUUGCCUGAGGAAAAAUUACUCAGAAUGUGAGGGAAGGACUUCAAAAAUCCUGGUACCCAGGAGGCACUGCAGACAUUAUGGCGGCCAUCCUUGAUGAUGAACUGUGCCCCUUCAAUGCCAGCGUCCAGGCCAUGUACAUCCCAAAGAGCACAAGCCUGCGCCUCACCACCUCCAGAUGUGCAGGCAACAGUUCCUGUCUACAGUCUUUUUGAAAACACAACAUAAAAAAAAUACUUCAAAUAAUGUAUCACUAUGAUUCUACUUGCUUUUUAAAAAAAGAUGAAAAUUAUUUUCACGUUAUGAUGGCAAAUUUCAAAAGGGGGAAGCUGUUUUCUAUCUCAGAGGAAGGCAGUUCGGUUUCAGAAUGGUAUUCGGUGGAGACUUGCUCAGUGGUCCUAAGGAAGCUUGGCACGGCCACCUCCUCCCUCACCUCCCAGCUGAACACACUGGACUCCCUGCUUCCACCCCUGGCGCCAUCACUGCCUUCUGGUUGUGACUGUUGGAUUUCACUGUGGGACGAGGAGAUAAUCUACAGUGUUUUGUUUUGUUUUGUAAACUUUAUUUUGAAAAUACUUUUAAGAAGAAAUCUACUGGUUAGAUUUAUUGUUUCACAACAAUAUUUUUAGAGAUUAUUUUGUUCAUAAAUGUUUUCUUUUUCAUGAGAUGACUGACUUUUGCCUACAAGUGUUCACUUCUCACAAUAUUUUUUCAAUAUAGAUUCUAUUUACCAAUUUACUUAGUGUUUUUAAAAGGUACUGAGGAUUGAGGUAUGUAAAUCAGGAGACAUAAACAUGAAAAACUUAUGUCCCCAAAUAUUUUUCUAAUGAUGUCAAAUAAAUACUUUUUCUUGAAAA
Molecule: messenger RNA, 3903 nt
Organism: Nannospalax galili (Upper Galilee mountains blind mole rat)
Lineage: Eukaryota; Metazoa; Chordata; Mammalia; Rodentia; Spalacidae
Gene: Slc35d1
Product: solute carrier family 35 member D1
Exons: 12
Coding region: 88-1155 (355 amino acids)
Cellular component (GO): Golgi apparatus
Molecular function (GO): antiporter activity; GDP-fucose transmembrane transporter activity
Source: RefSeq, a predicted model, not a curated record